AUGUUGGUGUAUCCGCCCUCGGGUGCCGGUGCUAUCAACAUCAACAAGAGCGAUUUCAAGCGGUUGAAUGACCUAUGUUACCUCAAUGAUACGCUCAUUGAAUUCGGGCUGAAACUCUGGCUGGCUGACCUACGAGAAAACGAACCGGAGCUUGCUGAGGAGGUCCAUGUGUUCAGUUCGUUCUUUUACAAGAAGUUGAAUGUGCGCGAGUGA
Molecule: messenger RNA, 213 nt
Organism: Postia placenta MAD-698-R-SB12
Lineage: Eukaryota; Fungi; Basidiomycota; Agaricomycetes; Polyporales; Adustoporiaceae
Exons: 2
Coding region: 1-213 (70 amino acids)
Biological process (GO): protein desumoylation
Cellular component (GO): nucleus; cytoplasm
Molecular function (GO): SUMO-specific endopeptidase activity
Source: RefSeq, a predicted model, not a curated record